AUGUUAGGAAUUCAAGAGGGACAGGCAUUUUUCAAUGCAGCUAGAAAUCCAAAUAAUAGACCGGAGAAUAAUAUAAGGAUAGAAGAUAAUUUACCAAGUCUGAAUGAAGUGUAUAAUUAUUUUCAAGAUUUUUUAUCAAGAUAUUCUUCAAACACGUUAAAAGAAGGUAAUUUAAAAAGGGCAUUAUUUGAAAAUGUAAAGAACAAUAAUUUUACAUUGGACUUAAAAUUAGAUGACAUAUAUAAACAACAAACAGUAUUUGAAAAUAAUGAAAUAAGUGCAACACCAAUAUCAGAAAGAAAGAUGAAAAAACAUGAAAAUUAUUCUGCUAUAUUAGCUAGAGCAUUAUCAGAAAGACCAUUAACUUAUUUGCCAACAGUUGAAAGAGUAUGUUAUGAAGUAUGCGAAACGGCUAAUAUAUUAAAUGAAGAAGAUGAACAUUUGAAUUAUAUUCAAAUUAAUUUACUCAACACAUUUAUAAGACCUACACCUAUACGAGGAUUAUUAGCAGCAACACAAGAAAGAUUUGUAGUCGUUCCUGGUAUUAUUGUUCAAGCUAGUAAACCUCAGCAUAAAAUGAGAAAAAUUACAUUACAGUGUAGGUACUGUGAUCAUAAAAUGUCUAUUGAUGUACCACUAUGGAAAGAUAAACCUCAGUUACCUCCAUAUUGUAGAUAUUCAUCUACCAUGAAAUCAUCAAUGGGUGUAUCAAAUCCUAUGGAUAAUCAGUUAGGAUGUAAUGGUGUUUUAGAACCAUAUGUGAUUUUACCGAAUGAAUGCACUUUUGUUGAUAUACAAUCAUUGAAGAUGCAAGAGUUACCCGAAGCUGUUCCUACAGGAGAUAUGCCUAGACAUUUACAAUUAAAUGCUACUAGAUAUUUAUGUGAAAAGAUGAUUCCUGGUGAUCGAGUUUUUGUACAUGGAGUACUAACUUCAUAUAACCCUAACCCUAAACCUACUAGAGCUGAUGGAACGAACUUUUCUUAUUUACAUGUUUUAGGAUUUCAAAAAUAUGAUGAUAUGACUGGUAAUGAUCUAAAUUUUGACGUUGAAGAAAGAAAUGAAUUGACAUUAUUAGCUGCUGAACAUGAUAUACAUGAAAAAAUAUUUAAAUCUGUUGCACCUGAGUUAUAUGGAAUGGAUGAAGUUAAAAAAGCUUGUGCAUGUUUACUAUUUGGAGGUACAAGAAAAAGAAUUGGUGAAGAGACAAAAAUUAGAGGAGAUAUUAACAUGUUAAUGUUAGGUGAUCCAUCUGUUGCUAAGUCACAAAUAUUAAAAUUUGUAAAUAGAUGUGCGCCUGUUUCGGUUUAUACAUCUGGUAAAGGUAGUAGUGCAGCAGGAUUAACAGCAGCUGUUAUGAGAGAUAGCCAAGGAGUUUUUUCCUUAGAAGGAGGUGCUAUGGUCCUAGCUGAUGGAGGGGUUGUAUGUAUUGAUGAAUUUGAUAAAAUGAGAGAUGAUGAUGUUGUAGCUAUUCAUGAGGCUAUGGAACAGCAAACUAUUUCUAUAUCAAAAGCUGGUAUUACCACUAUGUUAAAUACAAGAUGUUCAGUCAUUGCUGCUGCUAAUCCAUCUUUUGGUUCAUAUGAUGAUUCGCAGGAUACUACAGAUCAACAUGAUUUUAAAACAACCAUCCUCUCUAGAUUUGAUAUUAUAUUUUUAUUAAGAAAUAAACAAGAUAUUGAAAAAGACACAUUACUAUGUAAUCAUAUCGUUGCUUUACAUGCAUCAAAACAUAAAUCACAAGAAGGGGAAAUACCUCUAUCAAAACUUACCAGAUACAUACAAUAUGCCAAAAAAGAAAUUGCCCCUUUACUUUCAAAAGAGGCACGAGAUUCUUUAAGAAAUUUUUACGUUCAAACAAGGGCUGAGUAUAGGGGCGAUAGACGAUCGGUUACCAAGAAAAUACCUAUCACCCUACGGCAACUCGAGUCGUUAAUUCGACUGGCGGAAAGUUUUGCUAAAAUGGAGUUAUCUCAGUUUGCCACUGAAAAGCAUGUACAAAUGUCUAUUGACUUGUUUUCAGCUUCAACUGCUGAAACAGCAAAGCAAUGUUUGAUAUUUGAAACCAUGUCCCCUUUAGAACAGAAAGCUGUUAAGCAAGCAGAAGAUGCUAUAUUGGGUAGACUUGGAAGGGGACAAAGAGCAUCAAGGGUAAAUUUAUUUAGGGAGCUUCAAUUAAGAGGUUUUGAUCGAUCGGCCUUAUCGAAAGCACUGGCUAUACUCAUUAAGAAGGGAGAACUUCAAGAAAGGGGCGAUCGUUCCGUCAGACGCUGUUGA
Molecule: messenger RNA, 2277 nt
Organism: Plasmodium malariae
Lineage: Eukaryota; Apicomplexa; Aconoidasida; Haemosporida; Plasmodiidae
Gene: MCM5
Product: DNA replication licensing factor MCM5, putative
Exons: 4
Coding region: 1-2277 (758 amino acids)
Biological process (GO): DNA replication initiation; DNA replication; double-strand break repair via break-induced replication
Cellular component (GO): nucleus; MCM complex
Molecular function (GO): single-stranded DNA binding; single-stranded DNA helicase activity; 3'-5' DNA helicase activity
Source: RefSeq, a predicted model, not a curated record